UCCCCUACCCUGGCCGUCCGCCGAGCCAUGUCGUUGAGCCCCAAGCACACGACGCCCUUCUCCGUGUCCGACAUCCUGAGUCCCAUCGAGGAGACCUACAAGAAGUUCGGCGGCGCCAUGGACGGCGCGCCGCCCGGCCUGGGGGCUCCCCUGGGGGCCGCCUACCGCGCGCCGCCGCCCGGGCCCUCGUCGUCGUCGUCGUCGUCGUCGUCGUCGCAGGCGGCGGCCGUGGCCGGCAUGCAGCCUCCUCACGCCAUGGCGGGCCACAACGCGGCGGCUGCGGCGGCCGCGGCGGCAGCGGCAGCGGCGGCGGCGGCCGCCACCUACCACAUGCCGCCCAGCGUCUCGCAGUUCCCUCACGGCGCCAUGGGUGGCUACUGCAACGGUGGCCUGGGCAACAUGAGCGAGCUGCCCGCCUACACGGACGGCAUGCGGGGCGCCGCCGCGGCCACCGGCUGGUACGGCGCCAACUCGGACCCGCGCUACUCGUCAAUCUCCAGGUUCAUGGGGCCGUCGGCGGGCGUGAACGUGGCCGGCAUGGGGUCGCUGACAGGCAUCGCGGACGCCGCCAAGUCACUGGCGCCGCUGCACGCGGCGGCCGCGGCCCCGCGCAGGAAGCGGCGCGUGCUCUUCUCGCAGGCGCAGGUGUACGAGCUGGAGCGGCGCUUCAAGCAGCAAAAGUACCUGUCGGCGCCCGAGCGCGAGCACCUGGCUAGCAUGAUCCAUCUGACGCCCACGCAGGUCAAGAUCUGGUUCCAGAACCACCGCUACAAGAUGAAGCGGCAGGCCAAGGACAAGGCGGCGCAGCAGCUGCAGCAGGAGGGCGGCCUGGGCCCACCGCCGCCACCGCCACCGCCACCACCGCCGCCGUCGCCGCGCCGCGUGGCCGUGCCCGUGCUGGUCAAGGACGGCAAGCCGUGCCAGAACGGCGCCGGCACUCCCACGCCGGGCCAGCCCGGCCAGCAGCCGCCGGCAGCGACGCCCGCGCCCGAGCUGGAGGAGUUGUCGCCCAGCCCGCCUGCGCUGCACGGCCCCGGAGGCGGCUUGGCAGCCCUGGACGCGGCCGCUGGGGACUACGGCGGCGGUGGCGGCGUGCUGGGCGCCAACCUGCUCUAUGGCAGGACGUGGUGACCCUGCGGAGGUCCUGAAUGUGGCCCCCCGAAUGGUGGACCUGAAACUGCAAAGGCGGACAGGGGCUGGGGGUGCGGCGUGCGCGGAAGCCGAGUCUUCGAAGUAUACGCGGCGAUCAGAGACCAAGACGGGGGAUGGUGGGUGACAGCCGCAAGCCUGGGCACGAGGCUUCCAAGGGUUCUCGGCUCCUUCCAGGAGUCUCUAAAUGAGGCGACAGGGUGCUUGAACCCCGCCAGCCGCCGCCGCGUACCUAACCAAAGCUCUCAAGAGUUUUAAAAGUUGAAAACUUUGUGGGUAUUUGUAUUUCUUAAAGGAAGGAGGGGGCGCGGAAUCAAGCCAGCUUUAAGUGUGGUUUUGUUUUUGUUUUCCUGUUGGGAGAUUCGUUUUCUUAGGAGCCCACCCCUCCCCCCUCCUCAUCUCACCCCCAAGUGCAAUUUCAUUAGUGUUUGAUUGCGAGUAAAUUGAAUUGUAGGUUGAUCAUGCCCACAGCAACGUUAUCGCAGGGGAAUUAUUGCCAUUUAGGUCAUAGGGCCAAGGAAUCAAGAUCAA
Molecule: messenger RNA, 1680 nt
Organism: Ochotona princeps (American pika)
Lineage: Eukaryota; Metazoa; Chordata; Mammalia; Lagomorpha; Ochotonidae
Gene: NKX2-4
Product: NK2 homeobox 4
Exons: 2
Coding region: 28-1131 (367 amino acids)
Biological process (GO): regulation of transcription by RNA polymerase II; cell differentiation
Cellular component (GO): nucleus
Molecular function (GO): DNA-binding transcription factor activity, RNA polymerase II-specific; RNA polymerase II cis-regulatory region sequence-specific DNA binding
Source: RefSeq, a predicted model, not a curated record